Staurois parvus is the source of this 309-nucleotide messenger RNA. The record is from the annotation of a GenBank genome assembly. Lineage: Eukaryota; Metazoa; Chordata; Amphibia; Anura; Ranidae.
CAGGGGCGGACUGACAACUCAUGGGGCCCUCAGGCAAUAGGGGAUCAUGGGGCCCCUGUGUCCUUGCCCAAACUCAAAAAAGCCUAUGAAAAAGGUACCAGGGGCAUCUCAUGGGGCCCCCUACUGACCCCGGGCCCUCGGACAGUGCCUGAGUUUCUAAAUGGUCAGUCUGCCCCUGGUAAAAAAGUGAGGCAAGCAUGAUGUGUGUGUCCAACAUUAAUUUUAAACAAAAGCUCCAUACAUUGCUAUUCUGGUUUUUAAGUAGAUCUGAAGCUAAAACCUUUUAAAAAUGUUGUUUAUUUUAUUUUU